Diospyros lotus (date-plum) is the source of this 863-nucleotide messenger RNA. RefSeq lists its product as uncharacterized. NCBI's taxonomy places the organism in Eukaryota, Viridiplantae, Streptophyta, Magnoliopsida, Ericales, Ebenaceae. Bases 82 to 663 code for a protein of 193 amino acids. Gene Ontology annotation, biological process: rRNA 5'-end processing. The record is from RefSeq and is a predicted model, not a curated record. The transcript has 6 exons.
ACAGGUUGAUGAAACGACGCCGUAGGACUCAUCAUCUUCUCCAUCACUCUAGCGCAGCAGCAAACCAGUAGCAGUGGCUGAAUGGCGAAGCUUUCGGGAUUGGGUGUGGUUCCUCCAUUCUGGGUCUCGCAAACUAGGGCAACGUCCUUGGAAGAGCAAAUUCCCCCCAAUGCCCUCCGCCGGAAGCGAGAUCCGGCCUGGAGAGGAGGGUUCAGCCUAGGGUUAGAUCUGGGAAUGUCCCGCACCGGCCUCGCCCUCAGCAAAGGCUUCUAUAUUCGUCCCCUUACGGUUCUUGAGCUUCGAGGCCAGAAGCUUGAGCUUCGUCUUCUCCAAAUCGCUCAAUCACAGGAGGUGGAUGAGUUCAUAAUUGGGCUUCCAAGGGCUUGUGAUGGCCAGGAGACGCAGCAAUCGAACAAAGUCCGCAGCGUUGCCGGGAGGCUCGCGGUUCGGGCUGCGGAGAGAGGUUGGAGAGUUUACCUGCUGGAUGAACAUGGGACAUCAGCUGAUGCCAUGAGUCGAAUGAUUGAUAUGGAUCUUAGCAAGUCUACUCGUCGACGGGAACUAGACGCAUAUGCUGCCGUGGUAUUCAUUCCCCUACCUUGGGUUUUCUUGAGUUUCGAUGGUGCUGGAGAGAUAUUUUGCGCUGUCGGGCCAGGGAAUUGAACUAGUCCUACCAAAACAGUUGGAACUUCAGGAAAAGCUUCUGAAUGGGCCACCUAAAGAUUUGGACUUUAUGGAAUGACCGUUUUGGCGGCGUAUCGGUUUGUACUUCACUUUGUUUUGAGGUGGCUUAGGAGCUUAAUGAUUUUAUCUUUUGCAUUAUAUUUUGUAUUUGUUUUCUUAAUAUAAGCUUUUUACCCAAA